Tribolium castaneum (red flour beetle) is the source of this 1212-nucleotide messenger RNA. Its product is annotated as odorant receptor 49a. Gene Ontology annotation, molecular function: odorant binding; olfactory receptor activity. Lineage: Eukaryota; Metazoa; Arthropoda; Insecta; Coleoptera; Tenebrionidae. The transcript is spliced from 6 exons. Gene Ontology annotation, biological process: sensory perception of smell; detection of chemical stimulus involved in sensory perception of smell. Gene Ontology annotation, cellular component: plasma membrane. Bases 1 to 1131 code for a protein of 376 amino acids. The record is from RefSeq and is a predicted model, not a curated record.
AUGAAAGAGGCAGUUUUGCAGCAAAGCAAGAAAGAAAUGCAUCUGCUCAAUCUGUGGCCCAAGGGCCACGUAAAGCACUUCCGCUUCCGUUACGUUAUCACCCUAAUAAUAGUUUCACCGUUCACGCUCGGCACCCUGACCCACUUUAUCAACGUCCUCAAAGAAAACUUGGACGUGGAUUUGAGUGGCGACAUUUCGGUGAUCGCAGUGGUGACCGGCUUGCAUUUCAUGCUCAUUACUUUUGUGUGGGGCCACAAGAAAAUCGCCUACCUUUGGGAGAAUCUGGGCCCGCACGAGUACUUCGGCAAGCCCGACAAUUUUGAAAAACGCUGCAAACAGCUCAAUUUUUACUCGCGCCUCUAUGCCUACUAUUGCUACCUAGGUUUGACGGUCUACAUCAUCAUGAAAAACCGUGGCGGGAUCGAAUGCCGCAGGCUAAACGUUGAGAGAAACUUGACGGAAAUUUGCGGCCUGGUUACCACGUUUUGGGCACCUUUUGAUAUUGACUUUUUCCCGUUUCGCCAGAUUUUGUUCGUUGAUCAGGUUUUUGCCACCUAUUUCAUCGUCAAAGGAGGGGCUGCCAUUUCGUUCACUACGCUGGAAGUGGGCGAGUAUAUUAUCCUCAAAAUCAAGCACCUUAAAAGACUGGUGAAGGAGGUGUUCGAUGAUCCACGAGAGGAGGUGCAGAGGAAGAAACUUGUGUUUUGCAUCAAAUAUCACCAAUAUAUUAUUAGUAUUCAGGAAUUAUACGAUGGGCGCUAUAAGCACUGCAACGGGUGCUAUAUUCUAAUGGUUGGGAUAAUCAUAGCAAGCCUUUCAAACGAAAUAAUGAAGAAUCACAAUAUUGAGGCACUACUGCAUCUAGUGGGUUGGGUUUUCAGUUUUUACAUUUGCUGCUUUUCUGGCCAGUCGCUGCUUUCAGAAAGUUUGACAAUUCCAGACGCAGCUUUUGAAUCUAAAUGGUACGAAGCACCGGUUUAUAUGCAAAAAGAUCUGCUCUUGAUGAUGCUAAGGUCACAAAAACCGUUAAUGCUUCACGCUACUCCAAUCGGAGUCAUGUCGCUUAGCCUUUUUAUCACAUUGGUCAAAACCUCGUACUCAUACUUCACCCUUCUCAACCAAUCCACUUAGCUGUUUUUGCACUAUUUAUUACUAAUCGAUUAUUACAACGACCCAAUUAGAUAAAUUACAAAGCGGGCAAAUAUAAAUAAA